AGGUGCACGGUGGUACCCAUGGGAUGGGUUCAAAGCAAAGCCCCCCCUCCUGCCCAGGUUUCUACAUCGCUCGCUGUUGGACGGAGCCAUUCAGGGGCGGAUGUGGGAGCACCAGGACGAGGACCAGGAGCAGGUAGCGAUAGCCCAAACAGAGCGCUGAUGAUGAUGAUGAUGCGGGGACGGUGAAAAAUGUGAGGUAGAUCUGAGCAGCUACCAUCGGAAGGAUCGGGGAGGGGAGGAGCUCAGUGCGAGCAGAGGUAGGUUCUUGUGAUCGCGUUAGGGGAGGUUAGGGAGAUCGGAUUGGGAAAGGGCGGCUGAAGAAGGAAACGCUGUUGUUAUGCCAUUGCGAGUUUGCGUAUCCUUGCUGCAACAUCGUGACCAUUGGCUGGAUCUGUUUGUAGCCAAAUCAUUUCUGAACAGUUCUGAAUCUAGAACCUUGGUGACACAGCGAGACUGCUGCUUCAAGUUCCGUUGUAUUCCUUCCGGAUCCCUUUUCUGUAAUCGCUAAGACAAAAUAGAAUUACAGGCUGUUAGCGAAGGAAGUCCGCAUAAUGGGUUGACGGUUGAUGCUCUAGAUUGUAGUAGCUGCGAAGGUGAUGUCAAUUCUAUGUUACACUGAAGACCAUGGCUAUGGCAUUGAGCGGUAUAUUCUUCUCUGUACAUAGUUGCGUUGAGCAAACAUCGCGCUUUCAGCUUAGGACUCUGGCCGGAAAGUUCCGGUAAUUUUGUUUGAACGCCGUAGUUAUGGAUGUGGCUAGAAUGGGUUAUGAGAACGGGACACUCUCUUCUAUGGAUGGAGCGAUGCCUCAUGGCAUGGGAUUGUCCAUUAAUUCUUGGUACGAUGGGAGCGAGACAUUUUAUCUUCCUGAGAAGAGGAUUCCAGACGUCGAGAGGACGAAGGAGCAGGCUUAUGAACGUACUGCUCAGGAAGGCAUGAAGCACACGACAGGUUCUAUUGUUAACGCUGCAGUCUCUACGGCAGGAGUAAGACUGAGCGAUACACGUCUGGCAUCCAGAAGGGCAGAGGAAUCAGCAGCAAGGAGGCAGCAAGCGAUUUUAUGGUUGCAAGAGAUGGUUGGAAAUCUCGGUCUGUCAUCCGAUGCCACUGAGGAAGACCUGCAGCUUUGUCUGAGGAACGGAAUCUCUCUUUGCAAUCUUAUUAAUAUGGUUCAGUCUGGCGCUGUCCCAAAGGUAAUGGAACCCUCGGUCCCCGAUGGAGCGCGUUCUUCAUAUCAGUACUUCGAGAAUGUUCGAAACUUUUUGGUAGCAGUGGAGGAAAUGGGACUACCAUCGUUUGAAGUAUCUGACUUGGAGCAGGGAUCCAUGUCUACUAGCGCAUCUGCAAAGCUGGUGGACUGCAUACUGGCACUGAAAUCCUACUAUGACUGGAAGCAGGGCGGUUCCUUGGGUUUCUGGAGAUUGAAUUCUCCAAAUCAUUCAACAGAAAGUACACAAUUCAGCCGGUCCAAGGGUAUGAAUAGUAGUUUCAACUCUCGGCAAAAGUGGUCCAAUCCUGAUCAAGGUUCCCUCGAUAAUGCUUCGUCGGCAAAUCUGUCCAAUCAACCCGCAAGUUUCGAACCUGCUAACUCCAUUUCAGGUCAUGAAGUCUUGUCCAACGGCCCAUCUAUGAAGUAUAAAGGGUCAGCUAAAAAUGGUGACAUUGAGGACAACUCCGCAGUGUCCAAAUCUACCUGGUUACAACACCUUGGAGACAAGUGUCACGAGGUUCUUCAAGUCAAUGCUAAGAGUAUGCAGGGGGUUUCGGAUUCUCGACCAUUUGCCACAGAUGGCUAUGGUGGACCGACUGCAGCAUUAGAUAACGCUCCAUCCCAGUCACUUCUCAGUCUGAUUAAUGCCAUCUUGCACGACAAAAACGUUGAAGAAGUGCCUAUGGUUGUGGAGUUUAUGUUGCGGAAGGUAAUGGAGGAAUUUGAGCGUCAUCUUCUUACUCAAAGGAAACAGGUCACAAAGAUGAGGACUUCCUUGAAAGAGAUAUUGGCUCGAGAAGCCAAGCUUUCUUCCCAAAAUUCUGUUCUUGCUACACUUACAGCGGGGACCCAAGAGGAGAUAAACCUAUACUCUGGAUUGCUGCACAAAAUGGAGGCGGAGAUGAAGCAAAUGGCAGAGGAAAUGAAAACAAAGGAUGAGGAAGUGAACAGAUUGCUGCAAGAGAACAAGGAGUACCAGUCAACCGUGAAAGUGCUGAAGAAUGAGUUGGAUCUCAAUAGGCGCUCUGACAAGGAGAUGCUGUUGCGGCUUGAAACUCAGAAGAAAGAAAUCGAGCACGAGUAUCAGGAAACGAUCCACUCUCUUGAGUCUGAACUUCAAAAUUCUUACGAGAAGUUGAAGAACUUAGAAGCCAAUGCAGAAAGGGAAAUGAGUAAUCUGAAACUGAAGGAUACUCAGUAUCAAAAUUUCCUCUCAAGUCAGCUCCUUGAAUACAAGGAUCUCAGGUUGUCCCAACUCGACACGAGGAACGAGUUUUUGAGAAUGCAGACAGAGUGGAAUGAUCAGUUCAGUAUGCUUGAAGAACAGCUUCAGAGUAUGGCUCGAGCAGCAUCUGGAUACCACAAGGUGCUUGCUGAGAAUCGAAUACUGUACAAUGAAGUGCAAGAUUUGAAAGGUAAUAUCCGGGUUUAUUGUAGAGUUAGACCUUUUCUCACUGAGGAAUUUGGGAGACAAACAACAAUUGAUUAUAUUGGCGAAAAUGGGGAGUUGAUGUUAGUGAACCCCCUCAAGCCUGGUGCAAAAGAUUCACGGAAGUCAUUUUCAUUCAACAAGUGUUUUGCCCCUAAUGCUUCACAAGAGGAGGUUUUUCUGGACACGCAGCCGUUAAUUCGGUCUGUCUUAGAUGGAUUCAAUGUUUGCAUAUUCGCUUAUGGGCAAACAGGAUCCGGGAAGACUUUUACAAUGAGUGGUCCAAACAACAUGACUCCCGUGGAUUGGGGAGUGAAUUACAGAGCACUUCAUGACUUGUUUCAUACAACUCAAAGUAGACACGACGUUUUCCGCUAUGAGAUUUCGGUGCAGAUGCUCGAAAUCUACAAUGAGCAAGUUCGGGAUCUUCUUGCAGCUGACGGAGUUCAGAAGAAGCUCGAGAUUCGAAACAACUCCCAGUUGAAUGGUCUAAAUGUUCCCGACGCCAGUAGGAUGUCAGUUAGGUCUACAGAAGAUGUAUUGGACCUUAUGAAAGUUGGCCAGAAGAACAGAGCUGUUGGUGCUACAGCUCUUAACGAACGUAGUAGUAGAUCUCACAGUGUGCUGACAGUGCACGUUCAAGGGACUGAUCUGGAAUCUGGAGCUAUUUUAAGGGGAUCUCUUCACCUGGUGGAUCUCGCUGGAAGUGAACGAGUUGACCGGUCUGAAGCCACGGGUGAUAGAUUGAAAGAAGCUCAACACAUUAAUAAAUCUCUUUCAGCCCUUGGUGAUGUCAUAGCUGCAUUGGCACAAAAGAAUGUGCAUGUACCUUACAGAAAUAGCAAGCUUACACAGUUGCUACAGGAUUCUCUAGGCGGUCAGGCAAAGACUUUGAUGUUUGUACACAUAAGUCCCGAUGUGGAUUCCUUUGGAGAGACUGUCAGUACACUGAAGUUUGCCGAAAGGGUAUCGACAGUGGAGCUGGGAGCUGCACGUAGUAACAAGGAGAGUGGAGAGAUUCAAAAUCUCAAAGAGCAGGUUGCUCUUCUUAAAGAGAUCGCUGCUAAGAAAGAUGCUGAACUCUCAAGUCUUCAAACAUUCAAAGAACGAUAUGAGAGAGGCGAGACAGGGAACGGGGUGGAGAAGUUUAAGUCCAGGACAACAAAACCAUCUGCACGUGUUCGUGAACGGACUGAUGUCGUUGGUCAAAAGGUUCGGACCUUGCAAUACGAAGCUGGGAGUGGCGCUGCUGAGACCCGGCUCAAUACGCGCAAGCUACCCAGUCAACCGAAAUCUCCUAUUCGGGCUGGUUUAAGCAUAAACCAUGAAUCAGAAGAUUUUGCGGAGCAAUUGGUGUCCUCUUCAGCAUGCUCUCCAACGAAUUCUCCUACGGAGCAAAUGGGUGUGUUUGAUGUCAUGGAUGAAGGAGUGAACAAUGUAAAUGAGAAACUUAGAUUCUUGAAGAGUCAUCAGAAUGGGUCUGUCAGUGGUGUUGCGAAUUGGACCUCUCAGCCGCAAAAUACUAUGGAGACUGAAAAUGGGCAGUUGAAAAUCAAGGAUGUGAGCAAGCAGCAAGAACCCGUUAUUUCGAACGAUGCUGAAUUAAAUGCACUUGACAUGAAAGAGCCUCAAGAACGGUCUUUACAUGGUGCAGAAGAGAGUGGAAAUUUUACACAAGAAUUGGAAAAACAACGGACUUACGCGAAUGGUGGUUCCUUGUAUGAAGGGAACGGAGACUUUGAAGCCAUACGUUCAACAGGCUCCAGUCAGCGCUCUUUGAUGGGUCUGGAAGAACAUUUUGAAAGUGAAGGAAUAUUCGACCUUCGGGAUGGGUACGAUGAUAGUGCAAGCUUGUUCUCAGAAGGUGGACUAUCUGUUGAAGCUGACCUAUCCACCCAGCUUGAUCAGAAUCGGAAGCCCCAGUCAAAUGUCACCCAUGCUCGCAACGAAAGGAAAGCACUACUACAGACUCAACUUCCCCGGCCUCCGAUAAGUAGCGCACGUAAGAACCCGUCCAUGAUGGAUCGCAAGUCUGUUGCAGCACCUUUACAAACACGACUCCGCAGAUACACAAAUGUAGGGGUCUCAUCUGACAAACUUUCAUCCAAGCGGAAUGGAUCUCUUGGGCAAGUUGCUAACCCGGAUUUUGAAUCAAGUGGCAGCAGAAGGGUGGCAAUUGGUGUCGGCUCCUCAACGUCCUGGAGAUAGAGGCCUUUAAUUCUUCCUUAUCGGGAAACACUCUUAGUGGAAGGAGUUCCAAGCGAUGGAUCCGACAGCUAGGGUUGAACCCAACGCUUGGGAGUUCCUUGGGUGAAGCGUCACUACAAGGGCAUGGGAUAUCCUGUAACAUAACCAGAGAUCAUAUUCAUAUGCCUGUAGAUAUCAGUAUGGACCAAUGAUUGGAAUAUCAUUCUAUUUACCGUGUAAUACCGGUAAAUGGCUUACAAUUGUACAAGCCAUUUUUUCUUGAUAUGCUAGGAAGUGUCAUUUCUGCGAUCGGAAGCGGGAUCAUGGCCGUCGCUGAUAAUUGUUUCCUAAUUAUAUUGAUAGUUUUAUCAAAGACCCACUUUGAUUAUGUUCUUCUCGACACAAUUUCUUCUAUACCCUUCGGAUGUCUUAUAGUCAGUUUGUUUCAAUUCAAGGCUCUUAGAAGAGCAGCUGUGGGGUGGAUUACCUCACAUUAUAACACUUUUCAUUCUCAUUGCUUUAAGGUGUCUCAAUUGAGACUUGGUGA
Messenger RNA from Physcomitrium patens, 5371 nucleotides. Lineage: Eukaryota; Viridiplantae; Streptophyta; Bryopsida; Funariales; Funariaceae. The record is from RefSeq and is a predicted model, not a curated record.